GGUGCUGGGAAGAAAACCUUAGCUAAAAAAAUAGCCCAGUUUUGGAAGUGCACUCUUGUAGAUGCUUUUGAACUCAUAAAUGAAAACAUAACAGCUGAAACAGAAUAUGGACUGAAGUGUAAGGACCUGCUUUACCAAGGUCAAAAUGUUCCUGAAGAGUUGGUGAUAAAGAUGCUUAUGAUCAAGCUGGAAUCUCCAGAGAUUAAUCACUUUGGUUAUGUUCUCUGUGAUUUCCCUUCUCUUUCUGAGGAUUUCAUGUCUACACCAGAACAAAUCGACGUAAUUAAAAAUUUAAAAUUAAAACCAGAUUUCCUGAUUAAUAUUAAG
Molecule: messenger RNA, 327 nt
Organism: Protobothrops mucrosquamatus (brown spotted pit viper)
Lineage: Eukaryota; Metazoa; Chordata; Lepidosauria; Squamata; Viperidae
Product: adenylate kinase 9-like
Exons: 4
Biological process (GO): AMP phosphorylation
Cellular component (GO): cytoplasm
Molecular function (GO): AMP kinase activity; ATP binding; nucleoside diphosphate kinase activity
Source: RefSeq, a predicted model, not a curated record